AUGAGUAUUGUUGAAGUUAGAAUAUGUGGUAGAUAUAAAUUAGGAUAAAAAAUUUCCAUAGGUUAAUAUAGUUCUAUAUAUUUGGCAAGAAAUGUUUAAACAAAUGUCGAGGUAGCAAUAAAAAUUGAAGAAUAAAACUCAAAGCAUUAAUUACUUUUAAAAGAGGGAAACAUAAUCUAAAAUUUACAAGGAGGAACUGGAGUUCCAUAUUUAAAUUGGUUUGGACAAGAAGGCGAAUAUAAUUUUUUAGUAAUAGAAUUAUUAGGUUAUAAUCUUGAAGAUUUAUUUAAUAUAUGUGGUAGGAAAUUUUCAUUGAAAACAGUAUUAAUGAUAGCCGAUUAAUUAAUCUCAAAUAUGGAACAUAUUCAUUUUAAAUCAUAUGUAUAUAGAGAUGUUAAACCAUAGAAUUUUUGCGUAGGCUUAAGUAAAAAAUCAAGACAUAUAUUCACAAUAGAUUUCGGGCUAUCUAAGAAAUACAAAAAUCCACGAACAAAUGAACAUAAUAAAUUUUCUAAUAAUAAAUAUCUUAUAGGCUGUAUAAGAUAUAUGAGUAAUUAUAUACAUAAUAAAUAUGAAUAUUCAAGAAGAGAUGAUAUGUUAAGUUUAGGAUAUAUGUUUAUUUAUUUUUUGAAUGGCUAUUUACCUUGGUAGGGUAUACAAUGUGUACAAACAUAAGAACUUUUUAAAUAAAUAAAAGAAAUGAAAAAUAAUAUUUCCUAUGAAGAAUUAUGUAGUGGAUUAGCUCCUGAAUUCGAAGUAUAUAUGAAAUAUUGUAAAAGUUUAUAAUAUGAGGAGAAGCCUGAUUAUACUUAUUUAAAAAAAAUAUUUAAGGAAAGAUUUGUAAAAGAAGGAUAUUAAUUUGAUUAUGUAUAUGAUUGGAUUCUAAUUCCUUUGAGAGGAAAAUCAAGAAAAUAAUUAAAUCGAUAAAAUGGAUUCUAUGAAUAAUUUAGCGGAUGA
Messenger RNA from Ichthyophthirius multifiliis, 957 nucleotides. RefSeq lists its product as hypothetical. The transcript has 5 exons. Gene Ontology annotation, biological process: peptidyl-serine phosphorylation; signal transduction; endocytosis. NCBI's taxonomy places the organism in Eukaryota, Ciliophora, Oligohymenophorea, Hymenostomatida. Gene Ontology annotation, molecular function: ATP binding; protein serine/threonine kinase activity. Gene Ontology annotation, cellular component: nucleus; cytoplasm. The record is from RefSeq and is a predicted model, not a curated record.